GACCACAAGCCGGCGCGCAUCGACGAGAAGAAGCGCGUGGAGCGCGCGGGUGGGCUCGUGCUGCAGAUACGGGGUGCGUGGCGGAUUGCGGCGUCCACGAAUCCCAACUCCAUGAACAAGUCCGCGCGCAGGGAGUACCAGGGCCUCGCCAUGACCCGCUCGUUCGGGGACAUGUAUUUCAAGCAGCCCACGGCGCUCGCCAUCGCGGAGCCUGAG
This is a messenger RNA of Prorocentrum cordatum, 216 nucleotides long. Lineage: Eukaryota; Dinophyceae; Prorocentrales; Prorocentraceae. The record is from the annotation of a GenBank genome assembly.